Magnolia sinica is the source of this 1971-nucleotide messenger RNA. RefSeq names its product pentatricopeptide repeat-containing protein At2g22410, mitochondrial-like. The record is from RefSeq and is a predicted model, not a curated record. The coding region runs from base 1 to 1971 and encodes 656 amino acids. Gene Ontology annotation, molecular function: protein binding; RNA binding. The transcript has a single exon. Gene Ontology annotation, biological process: RNA modification. NCBI's taxonomy places the organism in Eukaryota, Viridiplantae, Streptophyta, Magnoliopsida, Magnoliales, Magnoliaceae.
AUGAGCAAAUCCAUAGCCAGCAAGCUCAUUCUCAAGAACCCUUGUCUUCCUUUGCUAGAAACAUGCAAAAACAUGGCAGAACUCAAGCAAAUCCAUGCUCAGAUAUUCAGAACAGGACUCUCAGAAGACAAUCUAGCAUCAAUGAAGAUCUUAGAAAUCUGUUUGCUCUCGAAUCCGCCCAAUCUCGAUUACGCUCAUCUUGUUUUCGAUCAAAUCGAAGCACCAAACACAUCCAUGUGGAACACCAUCAUUAGAGCCCACUCCAAAGCGCAAAAUUCAAUCAGCGCCGUUGAUUUCUACAAAAAGAUGCUGAAGAGUGGCGCCAGACCGAAUGGCGCUACCCUUUUCUUUGUUUUGAAAGCUUGUGCUGAUCCCGGAAGCUCACGGGUUUUGAUGGGAAUUCACGGUCAGGUUUUCAAGUUGGGCUUCCAUUCGGACAUUUUCAUAUUAAAUUCCUUGAUUCGUGACUAUUCUGUUUGUGGGUCGGUUGAUUAUGCGCGGGGCGUAUUCGAUGAAAUUCCCGAAAGAGAUUUGAUCUCUUGGACUAUUCUUAUCAACAGCUAUGUUCGGAGCAACCGCGCGAGCGAAGCUUUAGUCCUCUUCUUUCUGAUGAGAGAUGAGAAUGUGCGGCCUGAUGAGGUCACGUUUGUUGCGAUCUUCAACGCGUGUUCUCAAUUGGGCGAUUUGAAUUUGGGUCGUAGAUUAGAAAAUCUGGCGCAUGAAAUCGGCAUCGAAUACAACUCUUACGUGAUUAAUUCACUUAUUGAUAUGUAUGCUAAAUGUUGGAACAUCCAUGAAGCACAGAGAUUGUUUGAUAAGAUGGUGGAUAGAAAUGUGGUUUCUUGGAACUCUAUGGUGUCUGGUUAUGCAAGAUGUGGCAAUAUGGAGGCUGCCAGGAGGCUCUUUGAUCAGAUGCCAGAGAAGAACAACGUUUCUUGGAGUGCAUUGCUUAAUGGGUAUGUACAGAAUGAUGCUUUCAACAAAGCAUUGAUGGUGUUUGACGAGAUGCAGGCCAGAGCUGCAGCACCCAAUGAUGCGGCCAUCACAGGUGUUAUUGCAGCCUGUGCCCAUUUGGGUGCUCUAGAAAUGGGUCGGAAAAUUCACGUCUGUUUGGACGAAAGAAAGGUCCGAUCAGAUAUUGUUCUAAGCACCGCGCUUGUGGACAUGUAUGCCAAAUGUGGGUGUGUAGAGAUUUCACGUGCUUUGUUUGAUGGGAUUGAGAAGAAAAAUCUGCCAUCUUAUAAUGCAAUGAUAAUUGGCCUUGCAAUACAUGGAAAAACUUCUGAUUGUCUUGAGAUUUUAUCUGAAAUGGUGAAAGAUGGGAUCAGACCGGAUGGUAUUACCUUCGUUGGUAUCUUGUCUGGGUGUGCACAUGCCGGGUGGUUACAGGAAGGGAAGGAGUAUUUUGAUCGAAUGAGAACCGUCUAUGGGAUUACUCCUCGAACUGAACAUUAUUCGUGCAUGGUCCAUCUGAUGGGUCGUGCUGGACUUGUCAAUGAGGCCUAUGAAUUCAUUAGAUCUUGUCCUCUAAAGCCUGAUGUGGCCAUGUGGGGGGGCCUAUUGAAUGCUUGUAAGGUCCAUGGCAAUGUCGAGGUUGGUGAGUUGGCCUCGAGACGGAUUCUUGAGCUGGAUCCUGGUCAUGGCGGAGCUCACGUGCUGCUGUCUAGUAUAUAUGCUGCGGCUGAUAAGUGGGCCGAAGUUAUGAAAAUCAGGAAGAAGAUGAAAGAGAUUGGGAUUGGGAAUCGGCCCGGGUGGAGUUCGAUUGAGGUUGAUGGGAUGGUUCAUCAAUUCCUUGUUGAGGAUUAUUCGCACUCUAAAAUCGAAGAGAUUUUCUCAACAGUGGGUGCAUUACACUUCCAGAUGGUAUCACAUUUUUCGACAGACUGGAUUGAAUUCAGACAUUGUCAUGGUGGUGGUGGUUGUGAUUGGGCCAUCUUUGAGAAAGGAAACCAGAGAAUGUGCUGCAAAUGA